AUGGUGCGGUGCAGCAACAGUCUCGUGGGGGUGCUCAACUUUUUGACAUUCCUGCUGUCGAUCCCGAUCUUGGGGGCGGGGAUAUGGCUGAGCACGAGGGGAACCAGCGAGUGCGAGCGGUUCCUUGAGAAGCCAGUGAUUGCGCUGGGGGUCUUCCUCAUGGUGGUGUCCCUCGCGGGGCUGAUUGGGGCGUGCUGCGGCGUGACCUGGCUGCUGUGGAUUUACCUCUUCGUUAUGUUCCUUCUCAUCGUUCUGGUCUUCUGUUUCACCAUCUUCGCCUUCGUCGUGACUAACAAGGGAGCGGGCCAAGUGGUCUCUGGGAGGGGAUUUAAAGAAUAUCGGCUCGGGGACUACUCCAACUGGCUGCAGAAGCGGGUCACCAACACUAAGAACUGGAACAAGAUCAAGAGCUGCCUCGUGGACGGCAAGGUGUGCCAGACCCUGCAAGCUAAAAAGGAAGCCUUGGCCUUGUUUAACCAAGAAAAUCUCUCUUCCAUCCAGGUAUAUAACCGUGCCUUGUGGCUUCAUCCUAUAGAUGACUGCUUGCUUUUACGUGAUUUGGAAAUCAGAUGUCAUUCCUAUGCGAUUUGAUGAUGAUGACGACGAUUGCUUUUACAUUAAUUGAUUUUUUAAUUCGUCUGAUUUAUAUGCCUUUUCCUUCAAAAGAAUUUAUCUGAAUAAUCCUUAAGAAGGCUUUCCUUUACUGGACCUCGUAUUUAACAAUGGAAAGAAACAUAUAUCUCGAGCUUUUCUAGUUCUUGUGAAAUUUAGUUUGGUGUUUUAAUGCUUAUGCGCCAUAUGUCUUGCUCAUGUUUCCCAAAAUCUACACGGGCUUUGUAUGAUGAUCUUAUUGACUCUUACCCGUUACUUCCUGAAUGUUCUUGGUGGAUUUUUCUUUUUGGUUUUAGAUCUUGUUUUGAUCUUUACUUUUUCCUUUAGUUGCUUGGUGUCUACAAUUCUAUCAACUCUUUCGACGUGCUGUAAGUUGAGUGGGGUUAUUUUUCUGAGUCCCUUUUUUCAGCCUAGUUUCUCGACGGUGAUCACCAGAAAGCAUUUCCUCGAACCCUUUUAGGUUUAAUGCUGCAAUAUGAGAUUCUUCACGAUUAUUCCUUUGUGCAAGACCAUCCUUCUUCAUCCCCGAGAUCAGAAUCUGGUUUCUUUGUUCUGUAUCGGCAGAAGCCGAGUCCUUUCUGCAAUUUUCAUGUCAGGCCAUCAUCAGGAGGAAAAUCCUCACUUUAUUUUACUCUCCUAUUCUACCUAUUUUUCCCAAAUUUUCAUGUGUCGCAGAUGUCUCACCUUCCAUUUAUUCUGCUAGUAGUUCUUCUGUGACUGUUUGUGUACGUAUAUAGAAAUUUGAGUCCAAUUGGUCUGUCAGACUCAGGUUUGUGUAGGAUAGGGGGCGAGAUUUUGAUGCCAAGGAGAAGGGUUUUGUGAGCCUAAACUACAAAGAAAAUCUACCUCUUGAAAGAUACAUUUCAUACCCCCCCCCCAAAAAAAAAAAAAAAAAUCAUUUUCUCCGCUCGUGCUCGUCAGAUAUUGACUCGGUCGAUUCUCAGCCAUCUCCUAUAGGGCAGCACUCAUAUCAUCUGAAGCAUUAAGAUUUUAGAUGAAGAUCAUACAAAAUACUUGAUCCUCUUCAACCAUCUGAAGGAUUCAUAGCACCAAAGCCAUGCCGCCAAUCAAAUUCCCAUCUGGGCAUCAAAGUAUAUGCAUAUAUAGAUAUGAUUCUGGCCCCUCGCUCGUUGGGUUUGCAGAAUCGAAAAGUGGUGAUUAUGGUGUUGCAGAGAAGAGCGGAGGAGAGCUUUCUGGUGAAUAAUGGUGAUUUGUUUUGUGCAGUCUGGAUGCUGCAAGCCUCCGAUCGAGUGUGGCUUAGUCUACGUGAGCCCGACCGAGUGGACUGGAAUCUCCAAUUCCAACAACUCCGACUGCACAACCUGGAGCAACAGCGCGAACGCUCUCUGUUACGACUGCAACUCCUGCAAGGCCGGCUUCCUCGCCAACAUAAAGAGGGACUGGAAGAAGGUCGCCGUCGUCAACAUCAUCUUCCUCAUCAUCCUCAUCAUCGUCUACUCCAUCGGAUGCUGCGCCUUCAGGAACAACCGGGCGGAAAAAGCCCACAGCGACCCGAGGUGGAGGCCGUAG
Molecule: messenger RNA, 2142 nt
Organism: Spirodela intermedia
Lineage: Eukaryota; Viridiplantae; Streptophyta; Magnoliopsida; Alismatales; Araceae
Source: the annotation of a GenBank genome assembly